ACGUGCGUGGCGUCAUUUCCUUCCAACAUGGCGCAGGCAGCAGGUCGCUGAUGGAAAACUGAGGGAUUUACCCCACCUUCUGGCUUUAUUUAUGUUUCUCUGUUGAGGGCAUCGUCCGCCGGAGAAAAACUAAAUCAUACAGGAAUAUCUAAAAUUCGCGGAUCUAGCCUCCAUUGGGACAGGUUCUCGUCGCCCUGUCGCAGCGCGUCAUGUAUGAAGGCAAUAAGACGAAAAACAUGUUUUUAACCAGAGCUUUGGAAAAGAUCUUGGCCGACAAGGAGGUGAAAAAGGCUCAUCACUCGCAGCUGCGCAAAGCCUGUGAGGUGGCACUAGAGGAAAUCAAGGCAGAAUCUGAGAAUUUAAGCCCACCGGCUGGGGACAACAAGUCCAGUACUUUGCCGCCAAUCAAAUCCAACACCAACUUCAUUGAAGCAGAUAAGUACUUCCUGCCGUUUGAGUUGGCCUGUCAGUCCAAAUGUCCACGCAUCGUCAUCACCUCUCUAGACUGUUUACAGAAACUCAUAGCAUAUGGUCACCUGACGGGCAGCGCUCCAGACAACACCACCCCCGGAAAAAAACUCAUCGACAGGAUCAUCGAGACUGUAUGUGGCUGUUUCCAAGGACCGCAGACGGAUGAAGGCAUCCAGUUGCAAAUUAUAAAGGCCUUGCUUACAGCCGUGACCUCGCAGCACAUAGAGAUCCAUGAAGGUACGGAUCAUAAUUUGCAAUAUUAAAGUACUAGAAGAACGUGCUACAACAUCUAUCUGGCCAGUAAGAACCUCAUCAACCAGACCACGGCCAAAGCCACCCUCACGCAGAUGCUGAAUGUUAUAUUCGCCCGCAUGGAGAACCAAGCACUGCAGGAAGCCAAGCAGAUGGAAAGAGAGAGGCACAGACAGCAUUCUCCAGUCAGCCAGCAAGAACCAGAGUCUCCUGGACAGCGGCACAUCGACACCCCCGGCAAAAGCCUGCCCAUGGAGGCUAACGGUGGACCGGGACACCAGGGCAGCAAGGUCGAGCAGGGAUCCCCACCGUACGAGAGUCCCGAACCAGAGAACGGCACAGACUUCUGCCCUGCGGAGAAUGAGCAGACCGAGGCAGACCAGGCUACUGCUGCUGCGCAAAGUGCGGCAGAGCAUGGCACGGAAGCCACAGAGGAAGAAGAAAGCCAGAACUAUGAAAAGAAAGCGCAGGAGAUCGUACAGAGUAUUUUGCAAGAAGUUGUAAACACGGUUGCUGGAGAUGUUAAGGAAAGCCGUGAGAGCGAGGCUGGGCCAGCUGAGGGUAUUCCAAACUCGCUGGAAGAGGAGGGAGGGCUGGGCAGCGACAACGAAAGUGUUCACGUCAAUGGCAUCCCUGGCACACCCAUCUCUGCGAGCUUCACUCCGUCCCUCCCCGACGACAGACUGUCUGUCUCCUCCACUGACACUCAGGAAUCGGUAGCUACCACUGGUUCAGCACCAGGUGCAAAGUUUUCCCAUAUUCUCCAGAAGGAUGCAUUCUUGGUUUUCCGUUCACUCUGCAAGCUCUCCAUGAAGCCCCUUUCAGACAGUCCCCCUGAUCCGAAAUCCCAUGAGCUGCGGUCCAAGGUCCUCUCGCUGCAGCUCCUUCUGUCCAUCCUGCAGAACGCUGGGCCCAUCUUCAAAACUAACGAGAUGUUCAUCAACGCCAUCAAGCAGUACCUGUGUGUAGCGCUGUCUAAAAACGGCGUCUCCUCUGUCCCCGAGGUGUUCGAGCUGUCGCUGUCCGUUAUUAUUGUUCUAUUACUGACUUGGUUAUGAAUUUAUGAGGUGAAAAACUUGACUGUAUUUCUGUUUUUCUCUCCUCAGGUGUUUUUCAAAGAGAUUUUUCUUUAUAUUCUGGAAACGUCCACAAGCUCGUAUGACCAUAAGUGGAUGGUCAUUCAAACCCUCACUAGAAUAUGUGCUGAUGCCCAGAGUGUGGUAGAUAUCUAUGUUAAUUAUGAUUGUGACCUGAAUGCUGCUAAUAUUUUCGAGAGGCUGGUGAAUGACCUCUCAAAGAUUGCACAAGGACGAGCAGGCCAUGAACUGGGUACAACCCCACUUCAGGAGCUGACUCUAAGGAAGAAAGGACUGGAGUGUCUGGUGUCCAUUCUCAAGUGUAUGGUGGAGUGGAGCAAAGACCAAUAUGUCAACCCCAAUUCCCAGACAAGUCUCGGCCAAGAAAAGCCUUUAGAACAGGAGACCAAUGAGUCGAAGCAUACGGAAACGAUUAACCGUUAUGGCAGCAUAAACUCUUUGGACUCCACUGCCUCGUCGGGCAUCGGGAGCUACAGCACGCAGAUGUCCGGGACGGACAACCCUGAGCAGUUUGAGGUCCUCAAACAACAGAAGGAGAUCAUAGAGCAAGGCAUUGACCUGUUCAACAAAAAACCAAAGAGGGGCAUUCAGUACCUGCAGGAGCAAGGCAUGCUGGGAACCACGCCCGAAGAUAUCGCCCAGUUCUUACAUCAAGAGGAGAGGCUUGACUCUAUCCAGGUAGGAGAGUUUCUCGGAGACAACGAUCGCAUCAAUAAAGAGGUUAUGUAUGCCUACGUCGACCAAAUGGACUUCCAGGGCAAAGACUUCGUGCCGGCGCUGCGCAUGUUCCUUGAGGGUUUCCGUCUGCCCGGAGAGGCCCAGAAAAUUGAUCGACUGAUGGAGAAAUUUGCUGCUAGAUAUUUAGAAUGCAACCAAGGGCAAACACUGUUCGCCAGCGCUGACACCGCAUACGUUCUUGCAUAUUCAAUCAUCAUGUUGACUACAGAUCUACACAGUCCGCAGGUGAAGAAUAAAAUGACGAAAGAGCAAUCCAUCAAGAUGAACCGAGGUAUCAAUGACAGUAAAGAUUUACCGGAGGAGUAUCUUUCAGCCAUUUAUGAUGAAAUCGCAGGGAAAAAAAUAUCCAUGAAGGAGACAAAGGAGUUAACUCUCAAGUCAAAUAAGCAAAGUGUGGCCAGUGAGAAGCAGAGGAGGCUUCUGUAUAAUGUUGAGAUGGAGCAGAUGGCAAAAACCGCCAAGGCUCUGAUGGAGGCCGUGAGCCACGUUCAGGCCCCCUUUACAAGUGCCACCCACCUCGAACACGUCAGACCAAUGUUUAAGCUGGCCUGGACACCCUUCCUGGCUGCGUUCAGUGUGGGUCUGCAGGACUGUGAUGACACUGAGGUGGCCUCUCUGUGCCUGGAGGGAAUCCGCUGUGCUAUCAGGAUAGCGUGCAUCUUCAGCAUUCAGUUGGAGCGAGACGCAUACGUACAAGCUCUGGCCCGCUUCACGCUGCUGACGGCCAGCUCAGGUAUCACCGAGAUGAAGCAGAAGAACAUCGACACCAUCAAGACCCUCAUCACAGUGGCUCACACGGAUGGAAAUUAUUUAGGAAACUCCUGGCAUGAGAUCCUGAAGUGCAUAAGUCAGCUGGAGUUGGCCCAGCUCAUCGGGACAGGAGUGAAGGCUCGGUACAUAUCAGGAACUGUACGGGGGAAGGAAGGCUUCAUCACCAGCACCAAGGAACAGAUGUCUGACGAGUACCUGGGCUUGGGAGGGAACGUUGAUCGCAAACAGAUCGCAAGCAUUCAGGAGUCUAUCGGAGAGACCAGCUCGCAAAGUGUGGUAGUUGCUGUAGACCGGAUAUUCACAGGCUCUACCAGACUUGAUGGAAAUGCUAUCGUGGAUUUUGUACGAUGGCUGUGUGCUGUCUCGAUGGACGAAUUGGCCUCCCCUACACACCCUCGAAUGUUCAGUCUGCAGAAGAUUGUGGAGAUAUCGUACUAUAACAUGGGUCGUAUCAGGCUGCAGUGGUCCAGGAUAUGGGAGGUUAUAGGGGAUCAUUUCAAUAAGGUCGGCUGUAAUCCCAAUGAGGAUGUCGCUAUUUUCGCUGUGGAUUCUCUGAGGCAGCUGUCCAUGAAAUUUUUGGAGAAAGGCGAGUUGGCCAAUUUCAGAUUCCAGAAGGAUUUCCUCAGGCCGUUUGAGCACAUAAUGAAAAAGAACAGAUCUCCUACCAUUAGGGACAUGGUUGUCCGCUGUAUAGCCCAGAUGGUCAACUCACAGGCUGGGAAUAUUAGAUCAGGGUGGAAGAACAUUUUCUCUGUGUUCCAUCUCGCUGCCUCUGAUCAGGAUGAGAGUAUAGUAGAGCUGGCCUUCCAGACAACUGGACACAUCGUCACGAAUGUAUUUGAGAAGCAUUUCCCAGCUACCAUUGAUUCCUUCCAGGACGCUGUCAAAUGUCUGUCUGAGUUUGCCUGCAACGCUUCUUUCCCCGACACCAGCAUGGAGGCCAUCCGUCUCAUCCGUCACUGCGCCAAAUACGUCUCCGACCGACCUCAGGCAUUUAAAGACUAUACCAGUGAUGAUAUGAAUGUUGCACCGGAGGACCGCGUCUGGGUGAGAGGCUGGUUCCCUAUUCUCUUUGAGCUGUCAUGCAUCAUCAACAGGUGUAAGCUGGACGUCCGGACCAGGGGUCUGACGGUGAUGUUUGAGGUGAUGAAGACGUACGGUCACACCUACGAGAAACACUGGUGGCAGGAUCUGUUCCGCAUCGUGUUCAGGAUCUUCGACAACAUGAAGCUCCCUGAGCAACAGACUGAGAAAGCGGAAUGGAUGACCACCACCUGCAAUCAUGCACUUUAUGCUAUCUGUGACGUUUUCACACAGUACUUUGAAUCUCUCAGCGAUGUUCUGUUAGAUGAUAUCCUUUCUCAGCUCUACUGGUGUGUGCAGCAAGAUAAUGAGCAAUUAGCGAGAUCAGGCACUAAUUGCCUUGAAAAUGUGGUCAUUCUCAAUGGUGAGAAGUUUAACGCUGAGACCUGGGACAAGACCUGCAACUGUAUGCUAGACAUCUUCAAAACCACCAUCCCACACAUGCUGUUGACGUGGAGACCGGCUGGUUCAGAGGGAGAUCACGUGACUCAGCUCGACUCUGAUAAACAGCUGGACUCCAUUUCCCAGAAGUCAGUGGAUAUUCAGACUCGGUCAGAUGACCAGCAGUCAGUGAACAGUAUGGAGAAGGCUUUGGCUGACAACCGCAGGCAGAGUCAGUUCAGUGUGGCUUCAGAAGUCCGGGAACAGCGGCUGUUUGCAGCUCUGCUCAUAAAGUGUGUCGUCCAGCUGGAGCUCAUUCAGACCAUAGACAACAUUGUGUUCUUUCCUGCAACUAGUAAGAAGGAGGAUGCUGAAAACUUCGCAGCAGCACAGAGAGAUGCUUUGGACGCUGAUGUACACGUGGAUACUCAGGACCAGGGAAUGUAUCGCUACCUGACCUCAGAACAGCUGUUUAAACUGCUCGACUGUCUUCUAGAGUCUCAUCACUUUGCUAAGGCCUUUAACUCCAAUAACGAACAGAGAACCGCGCUGUGGAAGGCUGGUUUCAAAGGGAAGUCGAAGCCCAAUCUGCUGAAACAGGAGACCAGCAGCCUGGCGUGUGGCCUGCGCAUCCUCUUCCGCAUGUACACGGACCAGAGCAGGCAGGACGCCUGGGAGGAGGUGCAGAGGAGACUGCUCAACGUGUGCAGUGACGCUGUGGCUUACUUCCUGACCCUGACGUCUGAGAGCCACCGUGAGGCCUGGAUCAACCUACUGCUGCUCUUCCUUACCAAAGUGCUCAAGAUCAGUGAUGACAGGUUCAAGGCCCACGCGUCCCGAUACUACCCUCUGCUUUGUGAGAUCAUGCAGUUUGACCUGAUCCCAGAGCUGAGGGCCGCCCUGCGCAAGUUCUUCCUGCGCAUCGGAUUGGUGUUCCAGAUCACCCAGACUUUGGAAGCAGAUCAGCCAUCAGGCGUCCAAACUCCCAACGAUGCCUAGAAGCAGCAGCAGCAGUGCCUGGUCCUGAACGCCACAGACAUGCAGUGGUCUCCUCUUGUGAUCUGCAGGACGUGAGCAUCUGAUCUCCUGCAACCAAUGAGGAACGAGGAGAUAGAAAAGAUGGACUGCGUCAGAUAUGAUGGUACUAACAUCAACCCCCCGCCUGCCCUUUCAGGGUCUGCUCUGGACAAACAGCCAAUCCCAGUUCAGGAAUUACGUCCCAUCCACUGGACAAAUGACCAGGCCUUGUACAAUAGGAUCAAAUUAUCUAGAACAUCAUGAGGAUGCUGAAUAUCGCUACUACUAUACAAAUGCUUGACCUUUGAGAUCAUCAAAAGGUCCAAAUAUAGUUCAAUACAGUGUCUUGGCAUUAUAUUAAAAGCUGUUUGAAGAAUGACAGAAGGGUUGCAUAUCAAGCGAUGUGAUGUUUCUCAAGUGAUUCAGAUUUUAUUUUGUUUUGUUUGCACCGCUAAUGGCUAACAUUAGCAUGAAUAACUCCGAAGAAACUAGUUGUACAGAAUUCCAGCUUUGUAAUAGAAUCUCAUAACACUAGAUUUUGUUUUCUGUAUCUUUUUGUUUGUUUCUCAGAAAUUUGCUGCACUUGUUUUCUUGAUCAAAAUGCACUGGAGAUUUUUACUUUUGUGAUAAAUUAUUGAACUAUGCCAUCUUUCCCUCCAUAACUGUCCAGCUGGAGAUUUCUAAUACAAUAUGAAGUGAUGAGUUCAAUUUACUCCAUUUUAUAUAUGUUGACACUUUUUUAAUUAAACACUGAGGGCAACUGAGAUCCUUGAAAAGGAAAUAACUGGAACUUGAAAAUUGAGGGCGAGUUAAAUGUGAGCUGCAUCUGAAUCACUGGUUUGUAUCCAUGUUUGAAGUUAGGCUUCACUCUACGUGUACAAAUUGAAAAAAAAAAGUUAAUAUAUUUAAAAUCUUCUCUUUGGUUUUGGGGGUGGGUUGUAUUGUAUAGAAAUUAAUGAUAGCUGCGCUUUAAAACUGUUGAUGGAAUAAGGAUGUGAAGCAUUCCUGGCUAGUGAGGGUGACUGUAAUGGUACAGCCCUGUAAAGUUUUCUAUUAUGGAAUAAAAUGAUCUGUACAACUCUA
Molecule: messenger RNA, 6893 nt
Organism: Sinocyclocheilus anshuiensis
Lineage: Eukaryota; Metazoa; Chordata; Actinopteri; Cypriniformes; Cyprinidae
Product: brefeldin A-inhibited guanine nucleotide-exchange protein 1-like
Exons: 41
Biological process (GO): regulation of ARF protein signal transduction
Molecular function (GO): guanyl-nucleotide exchange factor activity
Source: RefSeq, a predicted model, not a curated record